UUUAAAAAUCUUCAGUCAACGGUGAUGGUUACCUAGACCAUUUGAAGCAAAACACCGUUGCAAACUUUAAAGUUUAGAACAUGAUCGUUUGUCGCUGAGAACAGAGGAAUCCGUUAAAAGAACUAUUAUUUGCGAAUACCUAUAGCGUUAUGUCAAAUCCCGGCGUUUUGGAUUUAACAGAGUAUCGAAUUAACAACGAAGAUCCUUUAGGGCUCACUAACCAAACCGCAAUCUUAAUAUGCGGGAUGGGCGCCAAGGAACUUCUUCCAAAAAUGAGAGACAAGAAUAUAUCGACAGAAGUUCUUGCCGACUUGACAAUUGAUGACCUGAAACUACUCGGUGCUACUCCCGAGCUCGCAGAUCAUAUGUCCAAACAAAUAUCUCCAUUAGCAAAGCGAUUACGUCGUCCCACCAUAACAUCCCAGAAAAGAUUGGAUGAGCUUUCUAAUGCUCUUGUAAACAGCAACAAGCAUCUUGCUCUACUGCACGCUUUCAUUGCCUAUGCUAGACUACGGAUGGAAAAGGCAUCCAUAGACUCAUUUAUUGAACGUGAUCAAAACUUGUACAGUAGCCAGGCUUUGGAAAUGGCCAUUGAGGCCACGAUUUGUGAAAUCCACGAUGCCAGAUCAGCUCUGAAAAAUUUGGAACUAUUUUUGAUGGGUGAAACUACCUCAAAGAGUCCAGCUCGUUACGCACAGUUUGCUGCAUUUAGUACUGUGGCACUUAUCGCCUGUUUAGUAUUAAAGAAAAGGAGUGAGUACCACGGAUGUAGAACUCACCUGUAACGUGGCGAUCGAUUCUUGCUGUUGCUGUUUUUGCAAUGCCAAUUCGCGCUCCCUGUCCCUUUCAACUCUCAGCUUCCUUGCAACUUGGAGGAGCUGCGGCGCACUCUCUGCUCUCACCCGCAUCUUCUCAACUCUACCAAGUAUCACCUCUCGCUCUUUCUCCAUUGCUUCUAGGUCUGUCUUCAGCUCCGCAGCAGCUUCUCCACCCUUUUGUAAACAUGUUAUACCCAAUAAACGUAAGUGUAAUUAAAA
Athalia rosae (coleseed sawfly) is the source of this 1037-nucleotide messenger RNA. RefSeq lists its product as uncharacterized. The coding region runs from base 150 to 785 and encodes 211 amino acids. The record is from RefSeq and is a predicted model, not a curated record. The transcript is spliced from 5 exons. NCBI's taxonomy places the organism in Eukaryota, Metazoa, Arthropoda, Insecta, Hymenoptera, Athaliidae.